This is a messenger RNA of Closterium sp. NIES-67, 3695 nucleotides long. The record is from the annotation of a GenBank genome assembly. Lineage: Eukaryota; Viridiplantae; Streptophyta; Zygnematophyceae; Desmidiales; Closteriaceae.
CCGUAGACUGUAGCUGGUUCUAUGCCGCGAGUUGCGACGCCUCUUGUCGCCUGAGAGGUAUCUAUUCAUGGCGGCGCGGCGGAUGACUUAUCCGCCCGAUGCCCUACUGCUCGCCGCGUUCCCCGAACAACCUCCCGGAAUAGGGCCUGUUAACGACCGACGUACGGUGCAGCACUAGAUUCGCCAGGGACUAAGCAGCAUAGUUGACAGCAUCAUGAGCAGCGCGUUCGCGAGCUAAGAGCAACGCCUCUGCGAGCUAAACGUGUUCUGUUGUCCUCCGAGGUUACUUGCCGUAGGGUAAGGCCAUUAAGUAGGUCUCUGGCCCUCGCACCAGGAUAAAUACCAUUCGCGAGUGACGGACAGUCGCGACCGCAUGUUGGUUCCUUGGCGUCGGUUGGCUCCCAUUCCCCCCGAGACCAUUUUUGAGGCGCCUCAAAAAUAGACUCCUUGGCGUCGGUUGGCUCCCAUUCCCCCCGUGACCUAGAGGCCUGGCGUCACAGAUUCGCGGCGAUUUAAAGCAUUCACACAGACGACUUACACCCCCCUAGGGAAUUCAGAUUCCGUCAGCGCCAGCAAUGUCAUACCCGGGCCGCCAUAGUUCCGAUCGAGGCGACUCGGCGGGCAGUCCAACCGACGCGCACAGCACCAGCUGGACCAAUGGCGCGGGAUCCGCGCUGCUGCCACGUGUACGCACACGUGGCAGCCCCGCGGAGGCUACAGCACCGAGCAAAUCGUUAUCCGCGAGCGACCACGUGGCACCGCUCCCAUCGUCCCCCGUGGCAGGAGAUCCCCCAUUCAAGAGCACCGAGUCGGACGUGAACGCUCCUCCACCUGACCAUCCUCCUCGGAAUAGCGCUGAUCCACUCCCGCCCACUCGCGCUCCUAAUCUACCCACUCGCGCUCCUGAUCUACCCACUCGCGCCCAUACCAUGAACGACGCUCUUACCUCGUCUGCUCUCCCCGCCUCUACCCUCCCUCCCUCCGCUCUCGCGUCGUCCGCGAAUCACGUUCAUGCCGUCCAAUCCGCGCCGACCGACCUUGCCUUGGAAUCCGGGAAACGCGGGAAGCCACGUAGGCAUGUCCCCGGCCAGAUGACGCCUCUCGCGGCGCUCCUCGGGUCGCCGCAAACUGCGGGGAUCGCGCUCUCGGGUCCCGACGCGUCGCCUCCCCCCAUGCUACUCCCCUCCCCGCCGGUUUCCCCCGCUGGGGAGUCCGCGCUCCCUGAUUCCGCCUUCGCGGAAGGGGGGUUACCCCGCGGGGGGUCGUGGCGGGUCUCUGAAGCUGGCGGCCGGGCGGGGGGAAGCGGAGCGGGGGGGACGGGCGGAAGGGGAGUGGACUCCGCGCAAGAGGUGGUAGCAGUGGCGGGCGCGAGGGGGACGGAAGGGGAAGCGGGGGGAGCGGAGAGGGAAGUUGGGGAGGCGGGGUGUUUCUAUGAAUCGGUGCGCGUGCCCCGUGACGUGGUGCGCGUGUGGCAGGACUGCUGGCGUGGCGCGUGGCAGGCUGACGUGGAGAUCCGAUCCGCCGUGGAUGGCGGGCUGGUGCUGGCGCAGGGCGCAGUGCUGGCCGCCCAUUCCCAGGGCCUUGAGCGCAUGUUGGCAGGGGCGAUGCUGCGGCAGGCGCGGCCGCCAUGGGUGAUAGUGGUGAGGGGCGUGCCGGUGGAGGCGAUCAGAGGCGUGGUCCAAGCGCUUUACUGUGGCACCAUGGACGACGCGUUAAUGGACCGCCACAUCUUCCACCUGCUCCUACUCGGCCACUCUCUCCCCAUCCCCCUCCUCAAGUCCCUCUGCCUCGAAGCCCUCCGCUCCCGCCUCCUCUCCCCGGCCAAUGCCGUCGACACACUUGUCCUCGCGCGGCUGGUCGGCUCGCGCGCGCUGCAGGCGCUGACUCAGCAGUACAUUGUGCGGCACCACGCUGAUGUGGCGCUGACGGACGCAUGGGCCAUGCUGAGUCAGGAGUAUCCGGACGUGAAAGGGAUGCUGGAGGAGAUGGUGGAAGCGAGGAGGAGGCGCAACACCAGCUGGCAGGGCGAGGAGGGAUGGGCGCGGCAGCAGGUGCAGCAGGCAGUGCGCGCCCUGGAGCACAUCUGCAACGACGGUAGCUGUGCCUCCGCAUCCGCAUCCGCCUCCGCCUCCGCCUCCGCCUCCUCUCCCCCUCCCGCUGCCCCCCCCGCUGUGCCCCCCUCUGCCUCUGCUGUGGAGGGUGAGGGAGUGAGGGCGGGGAGGGGGGAAGGAGAAGAUGGUGCAGAGGGAGGAGGAGCAGCAGAAGUGACAGACGGGGAGGAGAGAAGCCCAGAUGGUGCUGGUACUGCUGCUGCUGCAGACACUCCAGGUCAACAAGGCCAAACAGGUCAAACAAGCCAAAUGGACCCACACACUCUCCCCUCUGCGAGCGCACUCGCGCCCACGCUCUCCUCCCUCUCCUCCUCUCAAUACCAGGGCGGCAGUGGUACCCUCUCCACCCUAUCCUCCUCCUCCUCCCUCCUCUCUGUCCACCCCAUGUCCCCCCCAACUCCCGCCACCCCUGCCGCUCCCCCCACCCCCUGCGGCCUGCCUAAGUGCCGGCCGGUGGAGGGGUUGAUCCGGCACUUUGCUAAGUGCGGCGUGAAGGUGUCGGGCGGGUGUGCGAGCUGCAAGGUGGUGUGGCAGCUGCUGGAGCAGCACUCAACCGCGUGUGAGAAGCAGAGGGGGUGCCGCGUGCCACUGUGCAGGCAAUUCAAGAGCAAGCAGCACCAAGAGCACGGCACCGGGAUUAAGGGCAAGGAGAAGCUUCCAGCAGCAGAGAAUGCAGAGCAAGUGACAGCGCUAGCUAAGGCACUCGUGGCCCUGGAGCAUGCCUAGGGCGGUAGAAGUAGGGUGGGGGGAGUGGAGGCAAGGAGAGAGCGUCAGCAGCAGCAGCAGAGUGUGCAGAGCAACGGACUGCGCCAAGGCACUCCUGGCUCUAGAGCAUGCCUAGGCCUCAUAAAACCAGGGUGGGAGGGGUGGGUGUGGGGGUGGAGGCAAGAAGAAGGUGCCAGCAGCAGCAGUAGCACCAGUAGAGCAUGCAGCGCAAGCCACAGCGCUAGCCGAGCCUCUGGUUCCAGAGCAUUCCAAGGCCUUAUAGGAGCAAGAUGGGAGACUGGAUGUUAGGGGAAGGGGGGCACAGCAGCAGCAGCAGCAGGUGGUGCAGAGCAGGUGACAGCGUUAGCCGAGGCACUCUUGGCUCUAGAGCUUGCCUAUGCUCAAUGGAAGCAAUGUGCGGGACUGGAGGAAAUUCGAAGGCAGCCCUCCCAAGCUGACUUGAUUCCUUCCUUCUCCUUCCAGCCACUCCGCCUCCCUCCCUGUAUCAUCCACGACCGUCCAUUACACAUGGACCAACCAAGCCGUUGAAUUAUACCCACCCAUCGCCUUGACUCAAAGCAAGUCUGAUUAAUCACUGUUGCACGAAGACUGAAGGUGACAAUAUUUGCUACAGCCAAGAGUGUGGCAAGGAAACUUGGUAGAAUUUCCCAUGCUACAAGCAACUUACCUGUGUAAACUGUCCAUGCAAGCGAAGGUGUGGAAGCGAGAUGGAGGUACAUAAAGAGUAUGAAUGUAUGGUAUGUGUAGCUCAUGUCCACCUCGCACAUGGAGAGAGAAGGAUGAGAGCACUGUUUCCCAGAAUGGGCCACGAUUGAUUAGGCCUGCCCAAUGUUGUGGCAUAAUAUUGACGUGUUGGAC